Molecule: messenger RNA, 1413 nt
Organism: Cyclospora cayetanensis
Lineage: Eukaryota; Apicomplexa; Conoidasida; Eucoccidiorida; Eimeriidae
Product: trichohyalin
Exons: 11
Source: RefSeq, a predicted model, not a curated record
AUGAUGUACCCACCGAGACACAGCAAACGGAGAGACCCCUGGACGGCCACGGUGCAGGCAAGAACUCUCAGGCCUAGUCGCUUUAUGAAUGAGGCACGCCAGCAGAAGCUACUACUGCUGAAAAGGGGAGAAGAACUCAAUCACCACUCAAUCAAACUUAAGAGCAUGGCUGCACAGGCAAGACACACUGUCUUUAUGCAAUAUAUAUACGUCAAGGUGGAAACAAUUAUCAUGUUUGCUUUAACUACCGACUAUCUUGAAGCUAAUAGACUAGAAUGUAUAUCGGCUACUGUGCAUACUGCAAAAAGUCCUCGCUGCAGACAGACUACAAAACACUCAAAAUACUUAGCCCCUAAACCAGGUAGCAAAAAGCCAGCAUGCUCUAGACCCGAUCCACCCUCAUUGCCAAGCGAUCAGAGCUUGCCCCUAGAUGAACAGGUUGGCAGCGAGCAUCUGAACAAAGUGUGUGCAGCAACAUCGCCACUUGCCGCCUCAGAAGAUAUUCAUGUUGAGCUAGGAACGUGCGCUAAGGAUGAAGUGGCUGCUCCGCCCCACAGAAAAACUACGCAGGAUCUUACAGAGGAAUUCAAAGAUCUGAAUUGGGCUAAAGUUGAUGAGUUUAAUUCAUUCAAAGCAAAGUUAGAAGAAGAGGCACGUGAAGAAGACCGACUUCGGAAGCAGAAGCAGCUUCGAGAUGCCCUCGAAGACCAACUUCGCGAACAAAAGCUGGCCAAAGAACUACAAAAGCGAGAGAUCCUCGAAAGCGCAAAGGAGCUGCAGAAGGAUCUAGAGUUGUGGAAGUGAGUUUGUGUCUAGUCCACGACUAUCUAGACUGAUGCUGCACAGGAAACUAUAGCGGAGCAGCUGAGGGAGAGUCGUGAGGUUCUUGAGCAAGUAUCCCGAGAUUUAGAGCUUGAAAAACGCAGGGCACAAAAAGCAAAAGUGCAGAAAGCUCGCGCUAUGCAGGAAAUCCUGGAGAAAGAGCUGGCGACACAGAGUGCACUAAAGAGAGAUGCCGCAGACCAAGCACGGCGGCAGGCGAUGGAAAAGGAGGCCAUGGCCAGAAAAAAGGCGGAGCAGCUGGAAGUGCAUGAAUUCCUGAAGCUGCAGCGAAAGGAAAAGGAGCAGCAGAAGGAGUUGGAAAGACAGGAAAGACACCAAUUGCAGAAGCUGCAAGAACUUGACGCGCAGGAGUACAAGGCAAAGGAAGAAUUGGCUCAGCGCAACAGGAGAGCACUUCUCAAGAGCCAGCAAGAACUUCUUGUGAAACAGAUGGAAGAACGCAAGCUCAACAAGGAUAUCUUGGUUAGUCAGACAGAGAUGAAGCUGAAUCGCCGCCUUCUUGAAGAGGUGAACGACUACUUGCUGCACAAGACACAAGCCGCCCCUGCCGUAGAGUCCGACGAAGUCUAA